Molecule: messenger RNA, 998 nt
Organism: Hyaena hyaena (striped hyena)
Lineage: Eukaryota; Metazoa; Chordata; Mammalia; Carnivora; Hyaenidae
Gene: NKX2-2
Product: NK2 homeobox 2
Exons: 2
Coding region: 52-873 (273 amino acids)
Biological process (GO): cell differentiation; regulation of transcription by RNA polymerase II
Cellular component (GO): nucleus
Molecular function (GO): RNA polymerase II cis-regulatory region sequence-specific DNA binding; DNA-binding transcription factor activity, RNA polymerase II-specific
Source: RefSeq, a predicted model, not a curated record
UUGACCAAGUGAAGCUACAACUUUGCUGCAUAAAUUGCGGGGUCCUGAGCCAUGUCGCUGACCAACACAAAGACGGGGUUUUCGGUCAAGGACAUCUUGGACCUGCCGGACACCAACGAUGAGGAGGGCUCCGUGGCCGAAGGGCCGGAGGAGGAGAGCGAGGGGCCGGAGCCCGCCAAGAGGGCCGGGCCGCUGGGGCAGGGCAGCCUGGACGCGGUGCAGAGCCUACCCCUGAAGAGCCCCUUCUACGACAGCAGCGACAACCCGUACACGCGCUGGCUGGCCAGCGCCGAGGGCCUCCAGUACUCCCUGCAUGGGCUGGCGGCCGGCGCUGCGCCCCAGGACUCAAGCGCCAAGUCCCCGGAGCCUUCGGCCGACGAGUCACCGGACAAUGACAAGGAGACCCCGGGCAGCGGGGGGGACGCGGGCAAGAAGCGGAAGCGGCGGGUGCUCUUCUCUAAGGCGCAGACCUAUGAGCUGGAGCGGCGCUUCCGUCAGCAGCGGUACCUGUCCGCGCCGGAGCGCGAGCACCUGGCCAGCCUCAUCCGCCUCACGCCCACGCAGGUCAAGAUCUGGUUCCAGAACCACCGCUACAAGAUGAAGCGCGCCCGGGCGGAGAAAGGUAUGGAGGUGACGCCCCUACCCUCGCCGCGCCGGGUGGCCGUGCCCGUUUUGGUCAGGGACGGCAAACCGUGCCACGCGCUCAAAGCCCAGGACCUGGCAGCCGCCACCUUCCAGGCGGGCAUCCCCUUUUCGGCUUACAGCGCGCAGUCUCUGCAGCACAUGCAGUACAACGCCCAGUACAACUCCGCCAGCACCCCCCAGUACCCGACAGCACACCCCCUUGUCCAGGCCCAGCAGUGGACGUGGUGAGCGCCGCCCCCCGAGACUCGCGGCCCUAGGCCCAAGCCCCACCCUGGCGGCGGCGGCGGCGAGGAGGACUCGGUCCUUACGGUGGUUGUUGUUAUUAUUAUUAUUAUUAUAAUUAUUAUUCUGGA